CGCAGCCCGUGUGCCCACGCAUUCGCAUCCGGUCCUUGCGCACAACUCCACUCUCGCUCUCCCAGCCGCUCCUGUCGGUGCCGAAGGCAAAGGGCAAUGGCACCCCUCUGCGUGUCCCUCCUCGCUGUGGCGUUGUGCGCGCUCACGCUGCUCGCGGCGCCGCCGGCCUCCGCGUCGCGAGACCUUCGCCCGCGCCGGGCGGGCUUCGUCGUGCGCGGCCGCGUCUGGUGCGACAACUGCCGCACGGGCUUCGAGACCCCCGCAUCCACCUACAUUGCCGGAGCUAAGGUGAGAGUCGACUGCAAAUCGAAAACCACUGGGGCAAACACAUGCAGCUUCGAGGGACAUACUGAUCGCACUGGCACCUACAACAUCCUUGUCGCUGAUGAGCAUGAGCAUGAGCUCUGCGAGUCCAUCCUUGUGAGCAGCCCGGACAAGGGGUGUUCCAAUGUUGUGGUUGGCCGUGAGAGGGCCCCUGUCUUCCUCACCAGCAACAAUGGGGUUGCAUCCAACAUUCGUUUGGCAAAUGCUCUGGGGUUCGAGAAGGACGUUGCCCUUCCUAGAUGCGCACAAAUCCUCAAGAUGUACCAGGAUGAGAAUGACCGUGUGUAAUUACGCCUGAGUUUAGAUGUACUUGGCGAGUUACAUAUUUAUGUGGUGUCUGAAAUGUUCUAGAACCUCUAUAUCUAUUACUAAGAAAAACGAUAUUGUCGCCACUUAAGUCUUAAUAUCUUGGCACUAAAGUGUGUGUGCAUGUUUACUGCAGAUGUUAUGAGCUAAUAAAUAUAUCUGGCUAAUGUGAUACAGUUAAAAAUACA
This is a messenger RNA of Sorghum bicolor (sorghum), 818 nucleotides long. RefSeq names its product pollen-specific protein C13. The transcript is spliced from 2 exons. The record is from RefSeq and is a predicted model, not a curated record. Lineage: Eukaryota; Viridiplantae; Streptophyta; Magnoliopsida; Poales; Poaceae. Bases 97 to 612 code for a protein of 171 amino acids.